AUGUUCCUCUUGACAAACAUGGCUUCCUCCAGCAGUCUCCUGUCUGAAGAUCAGUUCCUGUGUUCUGUCUGUCUGGAUGUGUUCACUGACCCUGUCUCUACCCCAUGUGGUCACAACUUCUGUAUGACCUGUCUCAAAGAAUUCUGGGACAGCAGUGAACACUGCCUGUGUGCACUCUGUAAGAGGCAGUUUCCGGAAAGACCUGAACUUUAUGUUAAUACUUUUAUUUCUGGCCUGGUGUCUGAGUUCAAGAAAACAGUCCAGCUGAAAGUUAGUGGCCCUAAAGAGCGAUUAGCCGACAAGCCUGGAGAAGUGUCCUGUGAUGUCUGUACUGGUCAGAAACUGAAGGCUGUGAAGUCCUGUCUGGACUGUGGGUUGAGUUACUGUGAAACUCACCUGGAGCCCCAUAAAACUGCAGCCAAACUCAAAAAACACAAACUGAUGGAUCCUGUGGAGAACCUGGAGGACUACAUAUACCACAAGACUCACAACACUGUUCCUCUAAAGGAGGAGAGUGAGGAGAGGAAGUCUCAGCUGGGGAAAACACAGACAGAAGUGCAGCACAUGAUCCAGGACAAACUGAAGAAGAUUAAAGAGAUCAGACACUCAGUAGAGCUUAGCAAAACAAACACAGAGAGACAGAUAGCAGACAGUGUGGAGGUGUUCAGCUCUCUGAUUGGCUGUAUUGAGAGAAGCCAGGCUGAGCUGAUUGAGCUGAUGAAGGAGAAACAGAAAGCAGCAGAGAGGCAGGCUGAAGGUCUCAUUAAAGAGCUGGAGCAGGAGGUCACUGAGCUGAAGAGGAGAGACACUGAGCUGGAGCAGCUCUCCCACUCUGAAGAUCACCUCCACCUCCUACAGGUUUACCCAACACUGUGCAGCCCUCCACACACCACACACUCCACUGACAUCAGUAUUGACCCUCAUCUGUGUGUGGACACUCUGAGGAAAACUCUGGAACAGCUGGAGAAAAAGUUCCAUGAGGAAGUCGGGAGAGAGUGUGAGAAAGAGAUUGAGAGCAGAAAGAGACUACAUGCAGAAUUCUCUAAAUUAUCGACAGUGGAUGUGACUCUGGAUCCUGAUACAGCAAAUCCCUAUCUCAUCCUGUCUGAUGAUGGAAAACAAGUGACAUGUGGAGACACACGACAGAAUCUCCCUGACAACCCAGAGAGGUUUGAUCUAUUUGUCUUUGUACUGGGAAAGGAGGGGUUCUCCUCAGGGAGAUUUUACUAUGAGGUGGAGGUCAGGGGGAAGACUAAGUGGACUUUAGGAGUGGUCAGAGAAUCCAUUAACAGGAAGGGAGAUAUAACAGUGAGCCCAGAGGAUGGAUACUGGACUAUAAGUCUGAGGAAUGGGGAUGAGUAUAAGGCUUUAGACUCUCCCUCUGUCCUCCUCUCUCUGAGACAGAAACCCCAGAAGGUGGGGGUGUUUGUAGAUUAUGAGGAGGGUCUGGUCUCCUUUUAUGAUGUGGAGGCCAGUUCUCAUAUCUACUCUUUCACUGGUCAGUCUUUCACUGACAAACUCUAUCCACUUUUUAAUCCCUGUUUUAAUGAUGAAGGUAAAAACUCAUCUCCACUGAUCAUCACUCUUGUCAGAUAA
Messenger RNA from Chanos chanos (milkfish), 1596 nucleotides. Its product is annotated as E3 ubiquitin-protein ligase TRIM39-like. Bases 1 to 1596 code for a protein of 531 amino acids. The record is from RefSeq and is a predicted model, not a curated record. The transcript has 8 exons. Gene Ontology annotation, molecular function: protein binding. Lineage: Eukaryota; Metazoa; Chordata; Actinopteri; Gonorynchiformes; Chanidae.